Molecule: messenger RNA, 1061 nt
Organism: Raphanus sativus (radish)
Lineage: Eukaryota; Viridiplantae; Streptophyta; Magnoliopsida; Brassicales; Brassicaceae
Product: U11/U12 small nuclear ribonucleoprotein 31 kDa protein
Exons: 1
Coding region: 97-888 (263 amino acids)
Biological process (GO): mRNA splicing, via spliceosome
Cellular component (GO): U12-type spliceosomal complex
Molecular function (GO): zinc ion binding; RNA binding
Source: RefSeq, a predicted model, not a curated record
AGGAAAAAACCCACGGACAGCUAAACGACGGCGUGCUUCUAAACUCAAACUCAAAUAGAAGAACCAAAAAUCACCGUGGAAAUAAAGCGGAAGAGAAUGGUUCAGGCAAAGAAGAAGAAGAUCCACAACAGCGACGAUGAAGAAGACGACACUUUCUACUACCGCUACUCCUCCGUCGCAGCACCUCCUCCUUCUCACCCCACAAAACCUUCUUCCUCCUCCUCCAAAUCAUCAGCUCCCACCGGAUCAGGCGGCUUAGCCCCUUCCAAAUCGACGCUCUACGUCUCGAACCUCGACUUCUCCCUAACCAACUCCGACAUCCACACGCUCUUCUCCACCUUCGGGAAACUCGCUCGGGUCACCGUUCUCAAGGACCGCGAGACCCGCCGGUCCCGCGGCGUGGCCUUCGUGCUCUACGUCUCGCGCGACGACGCGGCCAAAGCGGCGAGAUCCAUGGAAGGGAAGAUCCUCAACGGACGGAAGCUGACGGUUUCGAUCGCCGCCGAUAACGGGAGGGCGGCGGAGUUUAUCAAGAAGAGGGUGUACAAGGAUAAGUCUAGGUGUUACGAGUGUGGAGACGAAGGGCAUCUUUCGUACGAGUGUCCUAGGAAUCAGCUGGGGCCGAGGGAGAGACCGCCGCCGCCGAAGAAAAGGGGAAGGAGGAGGGAGGAGGAAAGAGAGGGUGAGGACUCGAGGGAUUGGUCGGGGCCGGCGUUGGCGGAGGAAGGGUUUGGUGAGGAUAAUUGGGCUUCUGUGGUGGAUAAUGAAGCUGGGGAGAGGCUGAGAAUGAGAGAAGCUGAGGAAGAAGAAGAGAGGAGGAAGAAGAGGAAGGAAGCUGCAGGGAAGAAAGUUAGCUACUUUAGUGAUGAGAGUGAUGAUGAAGAUUAGAUUAUGGAUGAUAGAUCCAUUUUGUGUUGUAUAUGCAAAUGUUUGAGGAGUCUGGAUCACUAGAGAAGUCAGGUUGAUGUGAUUUCAAUGUCAAAUUGGAAUCAAAUUCUGUAGUAAGUGUACUGGUGGGUGAUCUUUUAUUUUCUUUUUCUUUUAGAAUGGUGUUGUUCGUU